AUGAAUGAAGAAAUUUUGGGUGGUGCAAACACGCCAUAUGAUAAAGGAGUUUUCAACUUGGAAGUAGUUGUUCCUGAAAGAUAUCCAUUUGAACCGCCGAAGAUUCGCUUUCUGACACCCAUCUACCAUCCCAACAUUGACUCUGCUGGAAGGAUUUGCCUGGAUGUUCUCAGAUUACCACCCAAAGGUGCAUGGAGGCCGUCCCUGAAUAUCUCCACAUUGCUGACCUCCAUACAGCUUCUGAUGAGCGAGCCUAACCCCGAUGACCCCCUCAUGGCAGACAUAUCCUCGGAGUAUAAAUACAACAAGGAAGUGUUCAUCAAAAAUGCCAAACAAUGGACUGAGAAGUAUGCAAGCCAGCAAAAGAGGGCUUCCAAAACUCCAGAUGAGGAAGUGACCCAAAGCGAGUCUAGCACUCCCAAAGAAUCUGCCAUCUCCCAGAAAAGAAAAGCAAAUGAUACCAGCAGGAAGGGGAAAAAACCCUGCCUCGAUUCAUAGAGGUUUUCUGUGUAAAUACACAUUCAUAAAAAUGUUUAACACUGGCAGGUUUCACUUGUCUCUCAGUGCUUGAGCUAAUACUUGCGAUGGCAGGGGUUUGUUUUCAAAUUUAAGCUUUUAUUUUGUUUCAGUAGCAUUACAUGUUUUGUAUUCUUGUUCCUCUUGCAUUGUUUGUCUCUAAGUUUUGUGAAGGAAGGCAGAAUUGGGAAUAAUAAAUCAGUUUUACAUGUUUUAGA
Molecule: messenger RNA, 734 nt
Organism: Chelonoidis abingdonii (Abingdon island giant tortoise)
Lineage: Eukaryota; Metazoa; Chordata; Testudines; Testudinidae
Gene: UBE2T
Product: ubiquitin conjugating enzyme E2 T
Source: RefSeq, a predicted model, not a curated record